ACCCGGUUUGUGGGCCGAGCAUCAAUUCACUCCGUAUUCUCAUUGAGUUUACACGUGUUUGUCUCUGAAAAUCCAAAAUGCCUCCUAAAGCAAGUGGAAAAGCUGUGAAAAAAGCCGGCAAGGCUCAAAAAAAUAUCACCAAGACUGAUAAGAAAAAGAAGCGCAAGAGGAAGGAAAGCUAUGCCAUCUACAUCUACAAAGUGUUGAAACAAGUCCAUCCCGACACUGGAGUCUCCAGCAAGGCCAUGAGCAUCAUGAACAGCUUCGUCAACGACAUCUUUGAACGUAUCGCUGCCGAAUCUUCCCGCCUGGCCCACUACAACAAGAGGUCAACCAUCACCUCCCGGGAAAUUCAAACCGCUGUCAGGCUUCUCCUUCCUGGUGAACUCGCCAAGCACGCCGUCUCUGAAGGCACCAAGGCUGUCACCAAGUACACCAGCUCCAAGUAAAUCUAAAUCUUGAUCUCUCCGAAAACAAUCGGCCCUUUUCAGGGCCAACAAA
Messenger RNA from Leptopilina boulardi, 501 nucleotides. Its product is annotated as histone H2B. Gene Ontology annotation, cellular component: nucleosome. The transcript has a single exon. NCBI's taxonomy places the organism in Eukaryota, Metazoa, Arthropoda, Insecta, Hymenoptera, Figitidae. Gene Ontology annotation, molecular function: protein heterodimerization activity; DNA binding; structural constituent of chromatin. Bases 78 to 449 code for a protein of 123 amino acids. The record is from RefSeq and is a predicted model, not a curated record.